UUUGACGUUGGCCGGAGAGGGGGUGGCAAUAUUUCAGUUAUUCUUUAGUUAUUGUUCCAGUGAGUGACAAGUCUUAGCACCGGAAAACAAUCAGUGGCGUCGCUCACGUGGGUUCAAAGUUACGUUUACAAGAUGGUGAAGGGCACUAAAGCCCUCGAGGUCUGGUGUCAACGGGCCACUGCCGGGUAUCCCGGGGUGGAUAUCACCAAUAUGACUUCAUCCUGGAGGAGUGGGUUGGCCUUUUGCGCUCUAAUCCACAAAUAUCGUCCGGAUCUAAUCGAUUUCGGAAUUUUGGACAAGAAAGAUAUCAAAGGGAAUUGCACUCUGGCUUUCACGGUGGCGGAACAGAAAUUGGGGAUUGCGGCACUUUUAGACCCGCAAGAUAUGGUGGAAUGCCGGAUCCCGGACCGAUUGUCCAUCCUCACCUAUGUAUCCGAGUACUAUCACAAGUUCAAGGGCCUGACUGCCAAAGGCUCUCCCAAUGAUUUGAGUAUGAAAAAGACAACUUUGAAGAGACAAGAUUCCACGGAUUCCGCCGGGAUGCCGUUGAGCCGAACCCCGUCCUCUUACUCGGGCGUCGGAUCAUCGCAAGAAUCAACUUCGUCCUCUUCAUCCUCGGUUUGCGACUCACCGCCACCCAUAACAUCAAAAUCUGCCUCCAAUGAGAAUAUUGAACCCACACAAGUCAAAACGAGUCGCGAGGCUGAAGACCACCACGUGGUGAUUCGACGGAAGGAGAAGACCCUGGCUUCCAGACGAAUGGUCCAAUCCAUGUAUGUGGAGACCACAGGAGGCAUCGGAAGCCUUAUCAAUUCUGGCAGCACUUCUCCCGAUAUUGAAAGAGAGAACCCGUUCCGUGACGCCAUGAUCAAAUUCACUGCCAUGGAGAAAGAAAUCAAAACCCCUGCCGAUGUAAAUCCCAUAGCUGCCACAGCCCCCAACACUGCCCCUCAACGUAAGAGCUCUUGCUCCAAGUCCACUGAGACGUUAUCUCCCCGAUUGGACACGAAGUCCACCCAGACUGCCGGAGUCUUGAGAAAGACCAGUCGGACCAGUCCUUUCAAGACCGUGUUGCAAUCUCAAAUCUCAUGCCCAUCGGCGUUCUCCACGCCUCCAUCCAGUGAGAGGAGCACUCCAUCGAAGUCAACUUUGAGCUACACCUCAAUUCCCCGACCCUACACUGCGGGUCAAAUGAAUCGAUCCAUGUCUUUGGGACAAUCGUUAAACAAGAUGACCUUGAAAGUGGCCACUCCGAUCAAAAACAGUUCUAACUACGGUCAACCUAGCGCCACCUCACAAAAGGUGCAAGACAUCAUGUCUCAGAGCAUGACAUACGGAUCUCCUAUCCCCAACGGGACCCCUCAAAACUAUUUACAACGUCAGCAUUCCAGCAACAUCGAACAACAACAACAACAACAACAACAACAGCAACAAAGACAGCGACGCCACCACCACCAACAGCAGCAGAAACAGGAGCAACAACCGCAACAACAGCAACUUAGCGCCCGUAAGCUCAAGACGAGGCCUAUUUCCAUGUUGAGCCCCCCAAGCAUGAUUAACAACUACUCCGAGACGACGCCUUCGCCGGAUCCGUAUUACUCGUGCCACCAAGCACCCCUGAUUUGGCAGCCCAGCCCGUAUUCUUCUAGUCCCUCGUUGUAUGGAACCCCAUCCACCUCUAUGAACCGUAGCCGCUGCUAUGAUCUGGAUCCAACUUAUGACUCUCCGAGGCUGUCUUCAACUCAGCCCAUGGGAGGUUCCCAAUUCAUUUACCAAAGAGACCGGAUGAGCCUUCACAUUGAGGGUCAAUCCUCUCUGGUUUAAACACGGUCUUGCAUUGGAAGGACCGGGAACACGCGGGCUUCGAUCUGGAUGAAUCCCGUUUGUUCUCACUACGAUUACUUGAGCACAACAUAAUGUAUAAGUAAAUGUAGAAUUGGUGCACCAAACAAAUCAAUUGCUUUCUGUCCCCCUUAGAUACAGUCAUUGUGUUUCAAUUGUGUGAAAAAUGGAACUAUUUAAUAUCAUAUAUUAAGAAAAAUACAGAAGAACAAAUUUGAA
Tigriopus californicus is the source of this 2061-nucleotide messenger RNA. Its product is annotated as MICAL-like protein 1. Gene Ontology annotation, molecular function: protein binding. The transcript has 2 exons. The record is from RefSeq and is a predicted model, not a curated record. Bases 133 to 1824 code for a protein of 563 amino acids. Lineage: Eukaryota; Metazoa; Arthropoda; Copepoda; Harpacticoida; Harpacticidae.